Molecule: messenger RNA, 1326 nt
Organism: Melampsora larici-populina 98AG31
Lineage: Eukaryota; Fungi; Basidiomycota; Pucciniomycetes; Pucciniales; Melampsoraceae
Exons: 2
Coding region: 1-1326 (441 amino acids)
Source: RefSeq, a predicted model, not a curated record
AUGCCCAAGGACAAACUUCCAACCACAAUCAAAUCCAACCUCCUCCGAUCAAUCAAACAACAUCUGGAACGACCUAAUCCUGACUUAUCUUCUGAUCAUUCCUUAUCAAAUGAGGUGUUACCCAAGCAAAAGUACAAGUCGCCAUCCACAAUCAGAUCGCGCCUUCUCCGGUCAGUCAAGAAGAAACUUGAGCGCAAACCGACUUCCUUGCCAAACUCUCGAGCCGCGAAAAAAGCCAAACUCACUGAGCACUAUGGACUUCCGGAAGACUCAAAGUUCCUCUUCUUGAAAAAAGGACGUAAAUUUGGUAGGCCUCGUCUGAGUCUUUCUCAUGGGACUGUGGUAUGUCUCGAUGUGGAUACCUCGGAGCUAUUACUAGUUGUCCGAUUUGUCGAGCGUCAGGAAGGAAUCAAUGAUGAAUUGUUCAGAAGUUAUAAUCACUCUAUCAGUACCGUUUAUCAGCACGCCAAAGCUCGGAAUGAAGUUUUAGGGAAUUUUGCUACUUAUCGAGGAAGGAGACAAGGUAACAAGUUCGGACGAAUGUAUGCUGCAGGAUUCCGUCCUGGGUAUGAUCACAUUGUCAAAGGUGGUCAUUAUACCUGGAAUGCAGAAGUAGCAAACGACCUUCGCAAGAUGGAAGCCGACUUGAAAAGACAAGGAAACCUCCCUGCGAUCGAAUCCUUCUUUGCCGAACGAUUCAGCUCACUCUCCUUAUUUGCUUUUGAUUCUAAUGCCACUCUGGCAGCGCAAACAAACGCACCAUCAUGGGGGAAUCAGUCCUUUUAUGUAACUCCCAACUCCAAAGUAUUCGGUUCUAGCAUUGUGGUCACCUGCGACGAGUUUGUCAACAAAAAGCACAAAGAUAGAGAUGCGUCAAAAUAUGCAUUUGGUUUAUUCUCAUUAGUCAAUCGAGCAACUGGUGAACUUUACCAUCGUGGUGUCAAUGCCCCCAGAGGUAAUAAUCUUGGAGCAAGAUUUGUACUCAAUGACUACAACGUUGAUGUGAAUCAUGAUGCAAGUGAUGGAGUUAUCGAAAUGCUAUGGAACUCUCAAAUACAUCAUCAUACAAUUGCAUCCAAGACUUUCAACAAGAACCACGAUCGAAUUCCUGCUGAAUCUGCCGAAAUCACUCGUUUCGGAUGUUCUUGUCAAAUAUCGCAGUCCUUAGUUGAUCGACUCAAUACAGUCAAAUCACUGCAAUCGACAAUGUCUGAAGAAGAUUGGCUCUCUUACGAAUCUUCUGUCUUUACGGGUUAUAAAGAGCAAGCUCACCAAAAAAUGAAAGCACUUGCAAUCAAGUAUGGGAUCUGGCAAGAAGACUUUUAG